Messenger RNA from Xyrauchen texanus (razorback sucker), 4513 nucleotides. Its product is annotated as forkhead box protein P1-B-like. NCBI's taxonomy places the organism in Eukaryota, Metazoa, Chordata, Actinopteri, Cypriniformes, Catostomidae. Gene Ontology annotation, molecular function: RNA polymerase II cis-regulatory region sequence-specific DNA binding; DNA-binding transcription repressor activity, RNA polymerase II-specific. Gene Ontology annotation, biological process: regulation of transcription by RNA polymerase II. Bases 156 to 1982 code for a protein of 608 amino acids. The record is from RefSeq and is a predicted model, not a curated record. The transcript has 16 exons. Gene Ontology annotation, cellular component: nucleus.
GAAUACACUUGUUUACACGUUGUGCUUCACGCGGCAGAUGCGGUGUGACCAACACACUGCGCUUUCCAGCGUACAAAAGUUCGCUACGCGGUCUCACUUAAAGUUUUCAUUUCUGCCCGCUGUAAAGUCGCUUCAUCCCCGGUUGCCAUACCGACAUGCAGGAGUCCAAGACUGAUCAAACAACCAAUAGCAGUCAAGCUGGGCAGGAAGGUCAGAGCUCAGAGAGUGAGAAGAGAGUAACUAGGGAAACGUCUUCGUUACCGUCACUCACAACCCAUAUUCUGCAAACACAAGUGCCUGUAUCGUCGGGGAUGAUUACUCCUCAGGUGAUCACCCCUAAGCAAAUGCAGCAAAUACUUCAGCAGCAGGUCUUGAGUCCCCAACAGAUCCAACUGUUACUGCAACAACAACAGGCCCUCAUGUUACAGCAGCAACAGCUUCAGGAGUUCUAUAAGAAUCCGCAAGAGGAACUCCACCUACAGCUUCUGCAGCAACAGCAUGUUGGAAAAGCCAGUAAAGAGCAGCAGAUGAUGGCCCAGCAGAUGGCUAUCCAACAGCAGUUACUCUCUGUUCAACAGCAGCACUUGCUAAACCUGCAGAGACAGGGCCUGCUGUCUGUCCCGUCGGCACUUACCAACACACUGUCUCAAGGCCUGAUCCCUGCUGAGCUUCAAAAGCUGUGGAAAGAGAGUGCAGAUACACGACAAGAGGAGAAGAGUAGAGACAAAUCCCCUUCUCCCCCGAAAACCCAGAUCAUCAACCAUCACUCCAGCACUAAUGGACACCACAUGCCCCGACCCAGCCAGAGAGACAGUUCUCAGGAGAGUCAUUCCCACAGCGCACAUCCCCUGUACAGCCAUGGUGUGUGCAAGUGGCCAGGCUGCGACGCAGUGUUUGGAGACUUCCAGUCAUUCCUCAAGCAUUUGAACAACGAACACGCUCUGGACGACAAGAGCACGGCGCAGUGCAGAGUUCAGAUGCAGGUGGUUCAGCAGCUCGAACUGCAGCUCACCAAAGACAAAGAACGCCUUCAGGCCAUGAUGGCCCACCUCCAUGUCAAAUCUACUGAGCCCCAACCAGCCCCUCAGCCAGUCAAUCUGGUUUCCAACCUCACUCUUGCUAAGGGAACAGUUCCCACAGCCACUCCCUCUAUGAGUCUUUCCCAGAGUGCCACAACGCCAUCCACCCCCUUCACAUCACUGCCCCAGACACCCUCCAUCAUCAUCCCCACCAGCCUGCACAGCAUGGGUUCCAUCCACAAACGCUACUCAGACAAAUACAACAUGGCCAUGGACCAAGAUAUUGUACAGAAUAAGGAGUUCUACCUGAGUGCUGAAGUCAGGCCUCCGUUUACUUACGCAGCUUUGAUCAGACAGGCCAUAUUGGAGUCUCCAGAAAAGCAGCUGACACUAAAUGAAAUCUACAACUGGUUCACGCGAACAUUUGCAUAUUUCAGACGCAAUGCAGCAACGUGGAAGAAUGCCGUUCGCCACAACCUCAGUCUCCACAAGUGUUUUGUACGGGUGGAGAAUGUGAAGGGGGCCGUUUGGACCGUGGAUGAGUUGGAGUUUCAGAAAAGGCGACCUCAGAAGAUCACUGGAUCACCUCUGGUGAAGAACAUCCAGACCAGUUUGGGUCAGAGUCCUGCCCUAUCUGCACUGCAGGCAGCGAUGGUGGACAGCAGUCUGCCCCUAUAUGGCUCUGCAUCUACGGGAGCUUCCAGCCUGAAGGCCCUGGCCAGCACUCUGCAUGAGGACAUGAGUUCUCAUGAGCAGGACGACAGCUCCCACAGCGACUCCAGCCUGGAGCUCUCUCCUCUGCCCAUACUGCACCAGUCUCAAAUUAAAGAGGAGCAAAUGGAGGAUGAGGACUAUAAUGGCUCCAUGUCUCCAGAGACCAAAGACCAGCACAGUCCAGAUCCCAACCACCAUGGUGAAUGCACCGAAGAGCACGACUCGGCCUGUCAGCCGGCUUUCUCCUGAGACCAUCUCCAUCACUCAUUCCACUGCUGAGAUCUGUCCAAUGUACCAACUGACUCUGAGAACUCUAACACAUGAAAGUUUAACUAUUCCACUUGGGAACAACCAUUUAUUUAUUGUUUCAAUAUUACCUGUUUGUGUUGUAUGCAGUGGAUGGAUCUCACUGGUACUAAAGGGCUGCACUGUGUUGAGGUUUAUACAUUAGAAAAGUUUGCCCAUCAACUUGCCGAUAAAGAGGGCGCUGUAGGCAGCACAUCUUUUGUUUAUAUAUUAAACACUACAGCACUUGAAUUGAAUCAACAACUUACCAUUAAGGGAAGAUGGUUUCCCUGUCAACUGAGAAAAUGUUAUAUCCAUAUGAAUGAACUAUUUUAUUAAGCUGUCUGUGACCAGAUUUGUUUAUUGUAAAUGCAAGUUCGAAUCACCUCAAAUACUGUAGGGUUAGUUGCCAUGUUGGUAACGUGUGGCCUUAAAUUUUGGACUGCUCUUUGGUAGAAUGGAAACUGAAAUUGUGAAUGUCUAUAUUUUUUACCUCUGAUUUUUCAAGAUAAACACAAAACCAAACCUAAGGGGAACAUUUUAUAACCAGCACUUGAUGAAUGUUUUUUGUUUUAAAUUUUAGUAUAUUCUUCUGUUUUGAUUUUUUCACUAGUGUGUACAGAAAGUUACUGUGUUUCUAUUAUCCACAACAUUUACACCGAAACGGCACAAUAAAUACAAUCGAGCCUCAUUUUAAACAGACCUAACAAACCAUUAAGUUACUAAUGAAGCUAAACCAAACCUUUGCCUUUGUAUUCAAGUAGAAGAAGAUUUUGUCUAGUUUGGUUAUAUAAAAACAAGUUACCAAAGAUUGUGAAAGAUGUUUUUGUGUUGUGUUUUGUUUACAUGGUCCCUUUUGAUAUGGCCAAGACAAAAAUGUCAUUCACGCUACUCUGUUUAGAUAGGACAUUAAAUGCGCUAAUCAUUGAAUUGAGUAAUCUGUAAUUGUACCACAAAGAAAAGAUUACAUAAUUGUUGAGUGAAUAACUUGUGUAUCACAUGUCCAAACAAAUAGAAGGCAUCUAUUUAAAAUCAAAUAUUUCAGUUUGCACCACACUUCUGAAUAAAUGACCUCAUGAUUAAUACAUAUUUCUGUGUACAAUGUGAAGAAACAAAAAUGUAUAUGCUGAUUUAAUAGGAAUGUUUAUCUAUUUGGUCCAAACAAACGCAUGUAUACACAAUUAUUAAAACAAUUUUUUGGUUAAUUAUAUUUAAUUUGAAAUAAGUUUUAAGAGUGGGAAAUGAAAACUUUUUUUUUUUUUCAAUUAAUUAUCUAGGAUAAAUUGUGGCCCAAUUAAGAAUUGAAAUAGAGCAGUCUCAUAAAGUCAUACACAUCUGUGCUACAGAUCAAUACAAAUAAUUCACGUCAUGAAUUCAGAUUUGGUACCAUGACUUUAAAUAUAUUUAUUAUAUUUAUCAUUUGCGCAUACACUGAAAAAAAUAGCAUUUGGUAAUAAUAAAAAAAAAUCCUUUUAUCGACGUCGUCUUUUUUCUUCUUUUUACUGUCCAAGUCUGCUGUAUGUGAGAAAAUAUAUUAAUACAUACAAAGAUCAAUAAGAAAAUACAAUAUAUUCAAGAUGUCAUAGACAUGUCUUACUAUAUGUAAAAAAAAAAAAAACAGCAAUAACUUGUUGCCACAGGUAUGUCAAAUAAAUGGCACAGAAUACAGAACAUAUGAAUACAUUGUCUUUGGUUAUAAACAACUUCUGUAGAUUUUGUAUCAUUCUUUAUGCGAACAUGAAAUACAGAAUGAAACAUUAUGGCGGUGGAAACAUCCGCCGCCUGUCUUUAUCAGUUUAAAGACUGAUUACAUUCCAAUAUAAUGUUUUACUACACAAUAUUGCAGGUACAGCAGUACAGCGUGACGUAUGACGUUUAGCUGACCAAGCUUAUGUUUAAAAAAAAUUAUUGUAUGAAAUUGGAUGGUAUAUUUUAAUGUAUUUCAUAUUUAUUAACAGUGCACGAAAUAUUACAAAACAUAAAGGGACAAUUAUCGUUGCUUCACACUCUAAAGUUAACCGAAUUCUCUCUGGGAAAUAAUCACAUGUCUGAUCCUCCAUCUGUAUCUUCAUCUCAAACUCUCUCUCAAACAUCCCAUAUUGCUUACUGACUCUUCAGGCCAGAUUCAGAACAAUGGCACCUUCUUUCCAGUCAAAAUUAUUAUGAUUUUUUUUUAUUUAUUUUAACUAGUUUGCAUUUUAAAUUUCCUGUUAAAUAAAAAAAUAGUUAUUCAACCAGUAAUUUUAGCAUAGACUAAUCCAUUUUUUAUUCUGUGGCGGGAAAGCAAGAUCUAGCGCUCACGCGGUGCUACUGGCGACUCUUAUACGGAAAGUAACAAAGAUUUGUCCAAAAAUUCACUAGAUUUGUUGCUAGGUGCUUUUUAGGGUGGGGGGAAGCAGCUAAAGGGGUCUGUAAAGUCGCUAAGUUGGCAAUACAAAAAUCGUACUUUCAUACGAGGACGACAGGAAAUGAAAACUGAGUUUUCAAACUAAUUC